UUAGUAUCUUGGAGCAUCCAGACACAACUAUGCAUUGUUGAGAGACAGGAGAGUGGGAACCACAGUGCAGCAAUAACAAGGACAAUGGCAGAAAAACACCUGCUACUCCUGGUGCUCAUUACAGUGAUACCUGAAUCACUAGGAGUUGCUUGUUACAUCGGGAAUCAAUGGAAGGCUUCAACCAAUGGCAAUAGUUCUCUUUUCCUGACAACUUAUGAGAAAGACCCAUGCAAUUGCUCGUCCUUCGAUCUAGGCGGAGCAAAUAUCUGGCCAACGGGCCGAGACACGCCGCAAACUACAUUUAUCAAGAAGAUGGUCUUCGACAGUGACACCAGUAAAGUACAUGCUUUCUUGAAUUGCCCAGAGCGUUGUGAUAAGCCACUUGGCUUUGGAAAAGGCUACAUUCCAGAUUCGAGCAUUGCUGUAUAUGGGAAUAAAGAAGUACACUUCACACGAGUCAACCAACGCGUACAGCUAUGCCCGACUACCCAUAGCAUUAACAUCCAAUUAGAUCUCGGCAGAUCAGAGCAUAUAUCUGGGAUCAUGAUGCAGUUCGAGUCAACGGAGCGUAUUCUUCUACCUUUGACAAUGGUUUACAUGAUGGUUUCGUUUUCAAACCACGCAGACGUGCAUGAAAUGCAUUUCAAUCUUUCACUUGAGACAAAGGCAUCUCUGUAUGGUUACUCCCUCGAGAAGCUGUUUGAAGAAGUUAUCGUGGCACGCUAUUUGGAAAUUUCCUGGUUUAGCGAAGAGCUCCUGCCUUGUUUCCAGUUCGAGCUGUUGGGCUGCAGAGAACUUUGCCAGUCUUCUUUGGGAUUGAUGGAUGGAUUUAUCCCUGAUGCAAACAUCCACAUCCGUUCCCCCUUCGGCGUUUUUUUCGGACCAGAGAAAGCUAGGCCCAUUCCAAAAGGAGCGUACGACAGUGGUCAGGGGUGGUGUGUUGGAGAACAAGAGCCGAACUCGGAAUGCUGGAUUCAAGUUGACCUGAUAAACGCAACCUUUGUAUCAGGUGUCAGAGUGGAGAGCAUGACAGAUUGGCCUAUCCUCGACGGCUUGCACGUAGGCUACAGUGAGGAGGAAAACAACUGGAACAUAAUUCAUUCUGGAAAUCUCCUUCGUAAAAAUAACACAGAGUAUUUCUCGUCGCCAGUUGUAGCCAGAUACGUCCGAAUAUUUAUCGACAAGAUGCAGAACAAAGACGCAUGCUUGCGUUUCGAGAUCGUGGGGUGUCAAGGUUGCCGUGCUCCUCUUGGUAUGGCAGACGGCUCAGUCCCAGACUCUGCCAUUACGGCCUCAACCGUACAAAGUGUCGAUUUUCAACCCCACUUUGGAAGGCUUUACAACUCCAAUUUGACAACAACGAGCGGUUUUGCAGUGUGGUGUGCCAGCAGUGCCGACCAGUAUCCGUGGAUCAGCGUUGAUUUGAGCCGAGCUCUAUUCAUUUCGGGUGUGAUAACUCAAGGUGCACAGUGCUGCCAGUACUGGGUUCAGACCUUCAAGGUUAAAUACAAACGAGAAGAUAAUGAAGCUUUUGAGUCUGUUGGCAAGAGCUUUGUCGCGAACACCGAUCAGAACACACCCGUAGAGAAUUUCUUUGAACAGCCAAUAAUAGGACGCCAGGUGCGGAUUGUAGCUCUCACAUGGCAUGCAAGACCUUGUCUUCGCUUUGAACUUCUUGGAUGUAAAGAAUGCAAGGACACGUUAGGAAUGGAGGACGGAACCAUCGAAGAUGAACGUAUCACGGCGUCGAGCAGCAAGACUCUUUAUGUGAAUCCAAUAGACAGUCUGAGACCAGGCCGGCCCUUGCCAGACCUGUGGAUCUUAGAAACUAUUGACGAAGCUUUACCCUACUUCACUAGGAACCAAAUCAUUAUUGAUCUAAGUCGACCAACGGUUGUAUCUGGCAUGACGUUAUACGCUUCGUCAACAAGCAUCCAUUCGUCAUUUAUGUUGGCGUAUGCAGUCGAUCCAUUGCAUUAUACUUACUACCUGGAUCAUAACAACCAAACAGUGUUCUUCACUCCGAGCUUGGACAAGGCAGGAGUAAUACGUUUUCCAUCGGCUCUGUACACCCGAUUUGUAAAACUGCGGUACAGAGAACUGAUUCAUCGUAGAUUUCUUAGUCAAAUUGAACUGUGGGGAUGCAGAGGUCGUUGUGAGGAUAAGCUGGGUGUUGAAGACGGGACAAUCCCUGAUGAAAGAAUGACGGCGUCUAGUGUGCUUGAAGACCCCCUUGGGCAUAGCAGUGCUCACUCAGCCAGACUUAAUAACCAACAAGCGUGGUCACCCAUGAGUACUGACACCCAUCCGUGGAUACAGGUCAAUUUAGGCUCAGACACAGUUGUAACUGGAGUGGUCACCCAAGGAGGUGGGUUAGCUCACGAUGGAUCAACACAACGCCACUGGGUGGAGACCUACAAGGUGGGCUACUGUGGCAACUGUUUAGAGACUACUGCUGCUGGUUUAAUCCAUGAUGUGGCUGAUGAAAGCGGAAGAGUGCAGGUCUUCUUGGCGAACUCUGAUAGGGAUUCGCCUGUUGAGAAUCUUUUCAGUCAACCAGUCUUAGCAAGGCUGGUGCGAGUUGUGCCUCUAUCUUGGCACGGUUUCUCUGCAAUGAGACUGGAGCUUCUCGGUUGCCCAACUUUCUGCCAGGAGCGGCUUGGUUUAGAGAACGGGGAGAUUUCCAACCAUCAGAUAUCAUCUUCGGGCAGCUGGGACAGCCGAACACAUGGGCCGCAAAGGGCCCGAUUGAAUCAAAGAGGUGACCCCGAACUUGGACUGGCUGGGGGCUGGCUCGCACACACCGAUAACGUCCACGCAGAGGUUUGGUUGGAAGUUGACUUUACACGGUGGACUCAUGUUACAGGCGUCAUAACGCAGGGUCGACAGGACAAAAGUCAGUGGGUGAUUGUAUUCAAAGUGUCAUUUCUUCAGAAUCGUAGCUGGCUCUUUGUCAAAACAUCUCAUAGUUCUUCAGAGCGUUUGGAUUCUCUUUAA
Molecule: messenger RNA, 2997 nt
Organism: Acanthaster planci (crown-of-thorns starfish)
Lineage: Eukaryota; Metazoa; Echinodermata; Asteroidea; Valvatida; Acanthasteridae
Cellular component (GO): plasma membrane
Molecular function (GO): signaling receptor activity
Source: RefSeq, a predicted model, not a curated record